Molecule: messenger RNA, 5688 nt
Organism: Rhincodon typus (whale shark)
Lineage: Eukaryota; Metazoa; Chordata; Chondrichthyes; Orectolobiformes; Rhincodontidae
Gene: ccdc62
Product: coiled-coil domain containing 62
Exons: 15
Coding region: 94-2622 (842 amino acids)
Source: RefSeq, a predicted model, not a curated record
GCAUGGCAGUCGGUGGAGGAGAGGGGGGAGUUUGAUCAAAGUCCUGAUGCCCGUUCCGGGCUCGGGGUUGGGUUGGGGGGAGCCCGACUGGACAUGGCGAUGAAACCGAGGCGGCGACACAGGGUACCAGGGGUUGAAAUGGAAGGGAACCAACCUUCUGGAGACUCCCCUCUUAUUAAUCCCAGGAAUCCUGUAAAUGCAUCAGGCUCUACGUCAGAAACACACCUUGAACAGUGGCAUAGUUCUCCAAAAUCUAAGCCUUCACUAGAGAAUGUUAGCUGUUCAAAAUCUAUAGGGGAUUCAAAGAUGAACUUUGGGAAGAUGCAAGAUUUUGCUGCAACAAAUGCAGGAAGAUAUAAAACCUGUCCAACAAAAGCUAUUCAGCCAGUUCCUAUACUGAAUGCUUCUGCGAAAAAUAAUGCAAAUGCAGAUUUGGAGAAUGCCACCAUUCAGAAGCAGCGCAAUGAGUUACAACUGCUUGUUGCAGAACUGAAAGAUCGGGACAAAGAGUUAAAUGAAAUGGUGGCAGCACACCAAAAGCAACUUCUGGCAUGGGAGGAGGAUCGACUGAGGAUACUUAGCCUGGAAGAGAGAUGUGCUAAAUUGGAACAUGAACUACGAAACAGGAAUGAGAUCAUUAGAUCAUUAGGCGCGCAACAAAAGAUUUUGGAAUCUCAGCAAGCUGAUUGUCUAAAAACACUGACCAGUACCCAGCAACGGCUAAAGGAAAUGUCUGAAAAAGCAGCAGAAGCUACUAAUAACUGUGAAGAAUUGGAGGACAGGAACAAAACCCUCAAUUCCUCCAAUUUAGAGCUUUCUGCCCAGGUGGGACAGUUACAGGCACGUGAACAGGAGCUCACUACAAUGUUGGAAUUAAAGGACAAAGAUAUGGUUGAAGCCACCAGUCACAUCAUGGAUCUUACAGCUAGGUUUAAAACCUUAGAGGGUGCACUACGAGAAGCCAGGAUAAAUGAAACCAACACCAGAAAAGAAGUGCAUGAUUGCAAACAACAUUCGAAGAAACUAAGACAUGAAAUCUGCAAGCUUAAAGAUGAGUUAGAUGAAAAGACUGUGGAAAAUAAUGAACAAAGAGAAGAAAUUAUUCGUCUUAAACAAGAAAGGCAAUACCUAGGAAAUGAGCUCAAUUUAGCAGUUGAACGGGAGAAGAGGAAAGAUCAGAUACUGGAACUGGCACGGUCAAAACAGGAGCGAGCAGACACUGAAUUGCAUGGUCUUCGGCAGGUGAAUGAAAAGCAACAACAUGACUUGCAGCUUCUGCAUCUGAAUCUUGAAAGUUCUCAGGAGUUGAUCCAAAAGCAAGAGGAGAAAAUUCUGGAAAUUAGUUCGAGUCGACUUCUCUCGGACUCAAUGACACACAGCAGGGAUGGACAGAACGAAAUAGAAGGACAAGAACGCAAAAAUGAUGUGGUUAGAAAAUGGAAAAAGGAGGCAAGCAAAGAUUGCGUGAUGAAUCGACACAAAGAAGAAACAACUAAAUCAAUGCAAAGUUUCAGCGGUGAAUUAAUUCCAAAUAAUACCAAAGAACAAAGCCAUUUGUUGCUCUCAGAAGUGGGUAAUACUACCAGAAAUUAUUCCUCAACUGAAUGUGUGAAUGCUCAGACUUUCUUUCCUACUAAUUUUGAUCAGACUGCCAAUGGAAAUCUGACAUUCAAGGGCUAUAGUCUACAGACUAAUGUUAAUGAUUCUAAUAAAAAACCUACAAAAUAUGUUCUACCAAAACAAUGCUCCAAAUAUACAACAGCAAAUGAUUGCAUUUCACCUCAGUCAAGAGAUGACAAUUUACAGCAAGUGUCAAAGAAGCAGAAGUGGAGAUUUGAAGGAUCAUCUGAUGUCAAUCCCACGGAGUGUAUGGAGCAAUAUAAUAAUAUAAAUUAUGCAAACAUUGAUCAUCAUAGUCCUCGCUGCAGCAGUUCUUGCAAAGGCAAUUUAACUACCAGUUCAGUAGAUAAUCAUUACACACUUUGUUCAAAGACAAGUGCAACUUCUAUUGUAUCGACCAAAGAAGGAACAAAGACUUCAGAGAAUCAUAAAACGGAGGACAAGUAUUGUAAUGAACCGAAUGAACGUAAAACUAAUGAUGAAAUGAUUCGGCCUCAUACAAGGAAUGAAACCAACCAGGAGCCAUCAAACUCAGAACAAGAUUGGAUGAAAAUUUAUCAGCCGGCCGUUGAUGUAAAGGAUUUGUGGUGGCUGUACCUAAAUGAUGGUUCAGGAUCCUCACAUGGGUUAGACAGUCCUACUAGUAUGGGAAAAAAGAGUGAGGAAAGACUGGAAUUGAACACAUUUAGUCUGGAUUCACCACCACGUUCUGUGAAUUCUUCACCAGUCAGAGAAAGGUCAAGGGGAAAGAGCAGCAUGCAUGGUGACCUAUCUGUGAAUGACUCUGUUUCGCCGGUGAGGCUGAACACUAAUGAGGACAAUGAAAGGGGGUCUUCUAAUAAUACUUACCGAGAUGGCUGUUCACCAACAACUAAACUGCAACGUCUGCUGGCUGAAUCCCGACAGAUGGUUGCUAGCCUGGAGCGCAGCACUCAACUUCCUCUUGGCUUAUCAUCCUGUGCUAGCAGCAAUAAUAACGCAAGGGAUAGUUGUUCGCUCUAAAAUGAGAAAAUCAAUUCAGUACAUUAUACACCUGUGUGACAAGGUAAAAUGACAGAAAAUUGCAAAGUGGAGUGAAUACUGUAACAAGAUCCUCAGACUACAAUGAAAGGAACCUUAAACUGCCAGUAUCCAUGACAAUUACACUUAAUAUUUACCAAUGGACCAGAUUCUGAUGUGUUUUAGGAUGCAGAUAUGAAAAUUGCAAAUAAAUACUUGGAACAAUUGUUAUUGUGUGUAGUUAUAACUACAGUUAUGGUAUUUCAAACUGUAAAUAUUUUGUUUUUUUGUGAAUAUCCCAGUCUUCAUCAGACUACCAGGAGUAUCUGUGUUGAAAUUAAACACAGAAAAUAAUCUUGUUCAAGGUGAUUUUGAGCAAGAUCAUAACAUUUUUGUGAAGUUUCCUGUUUACAGUGUAGUAAAUGCAUUUUUUAUCUUGUUUACAUAAUCUGAUAAAUUGAGCAGUUGAAAUCCACUAGGAGGAAAUCAAUCUUCAUGUAUUCAUCAAAUCAGUUGAUUAAACUGGCCCACCUUUUCAAAGUUUUUGGUUUUAACCAUAGUUACAAAGCAUAUGUGAUAUCUUUGGAAGAAAAGAGAAACUCCAGUGAACCAUUAACGUGCAGAAGGAUUCUCCUGUUCUUUUGUUUUUCUACUGCAUGAGUCUGCAUUGUUGGUAAUUCAUUUGAUAAAGUACUGUUCCUUAUCUCCUACAUUUGUAUUUAUUUUGAAUGCUACCACUAAUCUAUAAAGCUAGUGAGAAUGUGAAUCUUAUUACUAAAGGGGCAGCACAGGGGCUCAGUAGUUAGCACUGCUGCCUCUCAGCGCCAGGGAACCCGGGUUCAAUUCCAGCCUCCGGUGACUGUCUGUGUGGAGUUUGCACAUUCUCCCCAUGUCUGCGCGGAAUUCUUUGGGUGCUCCAGUUUCCUUCCACAGUCCGCAGAUGUGCAAGUUGGGUAGAUUGGCCAUGCUAAAUUGCCCAUAGUGGCCAGGGAUGUGCAGGUGAGGUGGAUUAACCAUUGGAUAUGUAGGGUUACAGGGAUGGGGUGGGUCUAGGUGGGUUGGCUCUUUGAAGGGUUGGUGUGGAUUAGAUGGGCCAAAUGGCCUGCUUCCAUACUGUAGGGAUUUUGUGAUUCUAGAUAUCAGCAGCAUUGUUCCCUGAACAGCUUUGCUUUACUUUUUAAGGUUUUCUUUUUUUAAAGCAUGAUCACUGUAAGCCCCUGGAUUUUAUUACUGAAACAUAAACAUUGCAAAAUGAAUCCUUUUCUGAUAAAUUAUUGAAAGGCUGUUGAGGAAAGACUGAUUCAGAAAGACAGAACAUUUGAGCUGUUGAUCAUAUAGGCUAAUGAAAUAAACACCAAAAAAGAAGACAUUAUCAACAUACUUGAAUACAAAAUUUCUAUGGAUGCUUGCCAUUAACAUUAAAUUGAAAAUGUGUAUGAUCCAUGGGUAAGGUUUACAAGGUGGUAUAAUUACUAACCCUCUACUUUUUGUUUCUAAGUCUCCUCAAAGUGGCAUGCUCAAGGGCACUUAGAGAUGGACAAUAAGUGCCAGGUAUGCCCACAUCUCUCAAAUUAAAGUUGUGAAUUGUGGCAUGGUUUUACAUGCAAAUAUAGGAUUGAAAUUAAGCUAUCAAGCUGCUAGAGGCCUGCUCUGCCAUUCAGUAAGAUCAUGGCUAAUUGUCUACACGAAGUCCACUGUCCCACCUUAUCCCUUGGUUCUUUUAAUGUUCAAAAUUCAUUUCAGUCUUGAAUAUAUACAACAACUGAGCAUCCACAUUCUCAUUCUAGACUCUGUAGUCAAAAAAAUGUUGGGUCAAAAGAAUAUUGUGUCGGCCAGACAGGCAGCAGCAUGUUAAGCAAGCCUGGUUCCUUCUCCACUUGAUAUUCAUAUAUCCAUAUUACAUGUGGACUCUGGGUAUCAGGAGUGACUUUCUAGCUAGAUGCCUCACUCUAGCAUUGAGAUACAUUGUAGUGAUUGACCUGCUGCUGUUCUAGUUAGGUUAGAAAAUUAGCAUGUAUUAGGGAUUCGUUGGGUUUGUUCCUGGUCCAUUUAUCUCAGUACCAAUUGAAAUGUUAAUGGCCUUUUAAAGAUGUUUCGAAAAUAUGUACACUUGUUAUUUCAUUUACGUGUAAAUAUUGAAACACUGACUGUCACAUUCAUUGUAUAAAUUGUAAAACUAUUUGUAUUUAAUUUUAAUGCAAAGAUAGUGCUGUGGUCCCAUAAAUAAUUGAAGCGCACCAUUAGUUUCAUGAAUACAUAAGUAAAUAGUUUCUAUUUGCUUUUGUUGAUUAAUGUGGGUCUUCUUAAAUGUACAGAACUAUGUUUUUCAAACUGUAAAGAUUUCUUAGCUCCUGCAAUCAUAUGAUGGACCAUUUCAUUCUGAAACAUUAGUGUCAUGAGUAAAUGCAGUAAGUUGACAUUUUUUAAGGAACUAGUCACCCAGGUGGUGGAAUAUUUCAUUUUGAAUUUCCAGCCUCAACUAACACUUGGCCUCUGCCUCCAUUGUAAAGUCAAGUGCCAUUGAUUGUCUUGAGAUAGUGGUGUAAUUCACCAUAUGAGAGGGGCAAGGAGAUCAACUGCACCUCAAACAAAACCCCCCACACUCCACCCCUCCACCAAUUGUGCCUCCUUUGAGAUUGACACUGCCAAUUGCAACAGCUGGAAGUGAGAGGGUAAUGGUGGGGAUACAUUCAAUUAUUAUGAAGACAUUUGUAUGCAUGGAACAACAGAAAAAGUAUUAUUAGUGGUUAAUACUAACUUUAAUAAACUUGUUUUUAUAAUUUUGUAUCUUUUUAAUGCUAUUUUAUUGGGGCUUGGCCAUUACUGAACAUGUAAAUACAAGUCAAAUAAAUUAAGAUUUAUUUAUAAUUUUAUUAUAAAACUCACAGCAUAUGUUCCAACUGUCAUAUACAAGCACUAGUUUAACCAGGUGAAUUCAUUGACUUAAAGGUUUCUUAAAUUUAUGUAUAUGAAAGUGGCUUGUUUCAAACCAUCCUACUAUCUCUAUUGAAAUGAAUAGCAAUUUUGUACUUACAAUUUUUUUAGUAAUAAAGUUUAUUUAAGUUCCUA